GGUGUGGCACCUAACCCAUAUGGAUCCCCAACAAGAACUUAAAUUUUUUUCUGUCGAGGGAGCUGUCCCUGUAACGGAAACGUUAAACUUAUUCACGUACUCUGUGGGCGGUUUAUCGGGUAAAUUUCUUAGAAUACCUGCUAGGCACCAGUUUAGACCGGUUUAGACAUCUGCCUCGCCAGCAACUUCACGAUACCCAUAACCAUGUACGGAACCGGUACGGGCACAGGCCCUCAAACGGGCGUUUCUACUCCUAGAUCGUCUUCCUCCCUUCGACCCCUCACUCUUUCUCAUGGAUCUCUCGACGCUUCAUUUCUCGUACCUACCAACCUUCAUUUCCAUGCAUCGCAGCUCAAGGACCGAUUCACAGCCGGUCUCCCCGCGCCAACAGACGAAUUGGCCUUGGACGAUGAGCCCUCAUCCGUAGCUGAGCUUGUCGCAAGAUACAUGGGGUUUGUUGCACACGAAGUUGAAGAAGGGGAAGACGAUGCUCAGGGUUCGUAUGAAGAGGUCUUAAGGCUCGUUCUUAACGAAUUUGAGCGCAUGUUCCUUCGGGGGAACGACGUCCAUACGCUAGCAAAGAAUCUACCAGGUAUUCUUGCUAAGCAAAUCACUGUAGUGCGGUGCUACUAUGUAGCCCGCUCAGUAGCGAACCGUGCGAUCAGACCGCAUGAAUCUGCGCUCCUCAGAGCUGCCGACGAAGGAAGCGCCGGCAUUUACAGCAUCUUCGGUGGCCAAGGAAAUAUUAUCGAAUACUUUGACGAACUUCGUGAAGUAUACGAGACAUACCCGUCAUUCGUGGGUGAGCUAGUUGCUACAUCCGCCGACCUUCUGCACACCCUAGCUCUUGAUCCUAGGACAGACAAGUUGUACGCAAAAGGACUUGAUGUGAUGGAAUGGCUUCGCUCUCCGGACACAACCCCUGACCCCCAAUACCUAAUAUCCGCCCCUGUGAGCUUGCCGUUAAUCGGAUUGGUGCAACUAUGCCACUAUCAAGUCCUCGGGAAAGGCCUUGGUGUACAUCCUGGAAUACUACGUGAUCGUAUCCGUGGCGCAACUGGUCACUCUCAGGGCGUCAUUGUUGCCGCUGCCACUGCCGCCGCAGAUUCAUGGGAGUCGUAUGAAAAAUUAGCUAAGGACGCCUUGACAAUCCUAUUCUGGAUCGGUGCUCGUAGUCAACAAGUAUUCCCUAGAACUUCGUUGACUCCUGCUAUGCUUCAGGAUUCUAUUGAUAAUGGUGAAGGGGACCCGACGCCCAUGUUGAGCAUCCGAGAUCUUCCCCAGAGCGAAGUGCAGAAGCACAUUGAUGCCACAAACCAGUACCUUCCAGAAGACCGCCACAUCGCCAUAUCUCUCAUCAACAGUCCUAGAAACAUGGUUGUUACUGGCCCACCAAUUUCUUUGUAUGGUUUGAAUCUCCAGUUGCGAAAGGUCAAGGCGCCCACAGGCCUUGACCAAACUCGAAUCCCUCAUACACAGCGGAAAGUUCGAUUUGUCAACCGUUUCUUACCCAUCACUGCGCCCUUCCAUAGCAAGUAUCUUUCCGAUGCAACAAAAUUGAUCGACGAAGAUCUUAAAGAUAUCACCAUUGAUUCAUCUUCCCUGGGAAUCGCCGUCUACAACACGUGCUCUGGUGCUGAUUUAAGGGAUGAAGUCGAGGGUGAUAUUGUGCCCUCCUUGAUCCGCAUGAUCACGCGAGACCCCGUGAACUGGGAAAAAGCAACUAUCUUCCCAGAGGCGACCCAUGUGUUAGAUUUUGGCCCUGGUGGCAUUUCUGGCCUUGGCAUAUUGACGAGCCGUAACAAGGAAGGCACAGGGGUGCGUGUCAUUCUCGCUGGUACUAUCGACGGUGCUGCACAAGAGGUGGGUUACAAGUCCGAACUCUUCGACCGCGAUGAGGAACAUGCCGUGGUGUAUGCCAAUGACUGGGUUAAAGAGUAUGGCCCUCGGUUAGUUAAAACAUCGAGCGGCCACACUUAUGUAGACACCAAAAUGAGUCGAUUGCUCGGUGUCCCUCCAAUUAUGGUUGCUGGUAUGACGCCUGCUACAGUUCCGUGGGACUUCGUUGCUGCGACAAUGAAUGCCGGAUACCAUAUUGAAUUGGCCGGCGGAGGUUAUUAUAAUGGCAAGACGAUGACUGAGGCGCUGUCACAAAUUGAAAAGGCCAUUCCAGCUGGACGAGGAGUUACCAUUAACUUGAUCUACGUUAAUCCCCGGGCUAUGGGCUGGCAAAUUCCUCUCAUUGGACGAUUGAGGGCCGAGGGUGUCCCUAUUGAGGGCUUGACUAUCGGUGCAGGUGUGCCGUCUAUUGAAGUUGCUCAGGAGUACAUCGAGACUCUCGGAUUAAAGCACAUCGCUUUUAAGCCAGGUUCUAUGGAGGCGAUUCAAGCAGUAAUCAACAUUGCCCGAGCAAACCCGACAUUCCCCAUCAUCCUACAGUGGACCGGUGGACGUGGAGGUGGUCACCAUUCAUUUGAGGAUUUCCAUCAACCAAUUUUACAGAUGUACGCCCGCAUCCGACGUUCGGACAACAUCAUUCUUGUUGCCGGCAGUGGUUUCGGUGGUGCUGAAGAUACAUAUCCCUACCUCACGGGUGAAUGGUCUAAAAAGUACGGCUACCCAUCCAUGCCUUACGAUGGCUGCCUCUUUGGUAGCCGUAUGAUGGUUGCAAAGGAAGCCCAUACGAGCAAGGCCGCCAAACAAGCCAUCAUAGACGCCACAGGUCUUGACGAUGAUUCAUGGGAGCAGACAUACAAGGGUCCGGCCGGUGGUGUCAUCACCGUUCGAUCAGAAAUGGGUGAACCUAUUCACAAACUCGCCACCCGCGGUGUUAAGUUCUGGGCAGAGAUGGACAACAAAAUUUUCAGCUUGCCAAAGGAAAAACGGGUUGCUGAGCUGAAAAAGCAUCGUGAAUAUAUUAUCAAGAAGUUGAAUGAUGACUUCCAGAAAGUUUGGUUUGGGCGAAACAAGGCUGGUCAAACUGUUGACCUCGAAGAUAUGACUUACGGCGAGGUUGUGCGACGAAUGGUAGACCUCCUUUAUGUCAAGCACGAGUCGAGGUGGAUUGACCCAUCUUUCGCCAAGCUCACAGGUGACUUUAUCCAUCGUGUUGAGGAACGAUUUACUCUCAACGCUGGUCACCCAUCGUACCUACAGACCUAUUCCCAACUGAACGAACCGUUUUCUGCCGUGGAAAAAAUUCUUGCCCAAUAUCCGGAGGCCGAAACCCAGAUUAUAAAUGCUCAGGAUGUUCAGCAUUUCUUACUCUUAUGCUCACGCCGUGGCCAAAAACCAGUGACUUUUGUUCCAUCUCUCGAUGAAAACUUCGAAUUUUUCUUCAAGAAGGACUCUCUAUGGCAAUCGGAGGAUCUUGAGGCCGUCAUCGAUCAAGACGUCGGACGUACUUGUAUUUUGCAGGGUCCUACUGCUGUCAAGUACUCGACUGUAAUAGAUGAGCCUAUUAAAGACAUCCUAGACAACAUCCACAACACCCACAUCGCCAAUUUGACAAGAGAUGUAUAUGCAGGCAAACCGGAGUCCAUCCCGGUCAUUGAGUAUUUCGGCGGCAAGCUCAUUGACACUGAGAUGCCUCUGGAUAUCGAAGGUCUUACAGUAUCUUACGAUCAGCACAAAAACACAUAUCGUCUAUCAUCUUCCCCCGGUGCUGCUCUCCCUCCCCUUGAUAGCUGGCUUGCACUUCUAGCGGGCCCGAAUCGCAACUGGCGCCAUGCCCUUUUUACCUCUGAAGUCCUGGUACAGGGCCACAAGUACCAGACAAAUCCAAUGAAGCGGAUUUUCGCACCGGUUCGUGGUCUCUUCGUGGAGAUUUUGUAUCCCAACGACCCAACCAAGACAUCAAUUAUCGUGCGCGAACAACCACGGCACAAUCAUUACGUCGAUGUCAUUGAAGUCAAGUUAAAUGGCAAACGCGAGAUUAUGGUCAACAUGAUAAAAGACACUAGUGCUCUCGGCCAACCGGUAUCAUUACCCCUUAAAUUCACGUACCAGCCUGAAGCCGGAUAUGCACCGAUCCAUGAAGUCAUGGAAGGGCGAAAUGACCGCAUCAAGGAAUUUUACUGGCGUGCGUGGUUCGGAGAUGAAACCCUUGAUCACGAUACCCCCGUCACCAGCAAGUUUGAUGGAGGAAGGGCCACUAUCACUAAAGAAGCCAUCAAUGAUUUCGUGCAUGCCGUUAGCAAUACCGGUGAAGCAUUUGUUGACCGUCCUGGAAAGGAGAUGUUUGCUCCCAUGGACUUUGCCAUCGUUGUCGGAUGGAAGGCUAUCACAAAGCCUAUCUUCCCUCGAAACAUCGAUGGCGAUCUUCUUAAGCUUGUGCAUCUUUCUAAUGGUUUCCGGAUGAUGCCCGGUGCCGACCCUCUAAAGAAGGGAGACGAAGUAAAGACUACUGCUCAAAUCAACGCCGUAAUUAAUCAGGAGUCUGGCAAGAUGGUUGAGGUCUGUGGCACUAUUUAUAGAGAUGGUAAGCCUGUUAUGGAGGUUACGUCACAAUUCUUGUAUCGUGGUGUUUACACCGAUUACGAAAACACCUUCCAACGUAAGAUGGAAACACCGAUGCAAGUCCAUCUCGGCACCUCGAAGGAUGUUGCGGUCCUGAAGUCAAAAGACUGGAUUCAAUUCGACAAUAACGACAUCGAACUCCUUGGUCAGACGCUGACAUUCCGUCUUCAGAGCUUCUACAAGUUCAAGAAUAAGACCGUCUAUAGCAGUGUUGAGACGAGUGGUCAAGUGCUACUCGAGCUCCCUACUAAGGAGAUUAUUCAAGUCGCGAGUGUCGACUACGAAGCUGGUGCGUCUCACGGCAACCCAAUUGUUGACUACCUCGAACGCCACGGCUCUUCUAUUGAGCAGCCAAUCAACUUCGAGAAUCCCAUCCCUCUUAGCGGCAAGUCGCCCUUGCAGCUAAAGGCGCCCGCUUCCAAUGAGACGUAUGCCAAGGUGUCCGGCGACUACAACCCGAUUCACGUUUCUCGUGUCUUCUCCAGCUAUGCCAAUCUUCCUGGUACUAUCACCCACGGGAUGUACUCAAGUGCUGCUGUGCGAGGUCUAGUAGAAACUUGGGCAGCGGAAAAUAACGUAGGCCGUGUUCGCAGCUUCCACGCUUCCCUUGUCGGUAUGGUACUACCCAACGACGAUAUUCAAGUUAAGCUUCAGCACGUCGGAAUGAUUGGUGGCCGCAAGAUUAUCAAGGUUGAAGCGAGCAAUGAGGAGACCGAAGAAAAGGUACUUCUCGGAGAGGCCGAGGUUGAACAACCCGUUACAGCAUACGUAUUCACCGGGCAAGGCUCUCAGGAGCAGGGUAUGGGUAUGGACUUGUACAAUACUAGCCCUGUGGCUAAGGAGGUAUGGGAUAGGGCCGACAAGUAUCUCCUUGACACAUAUGGCUUUUCGAUCUUGAAUAUCGUCAAGAACAACCCGAAGGAGCUAACUAUUCAUUUCGGUGGUCCCCGAGGCAAAGCCAUCCGUGAAAACUACAUGCAAAUGAACUUCGAAACCAUCGCUGCGGACGGCUCUGUCAAAUCCGAACGCAUUUUCAAGGAGAUCAAUGAAAAGACAACAUCAUACACAUACCGUUCUCCUACUGGUCUUCUAUCAGCAACUCAGUUCACACAACCCGCUCUCACUCUUAUGGAGAAAGCCAGUUUUGAAGACAUGAACGCCAAGGGUCUUGUACCGCGAGACAGCACCUUCGCCGGCCACUCUCUAGGCGAAUAUUCUGCUCUUGCCGCGUUGGCAGAUGUGCUACCUAUUGAGUCCUUGGUCUCUGUUGUCUUCUAUCGUGGAUUGACUAUGCAAGUUGCCGUGGAGCGAGAUGCCCAAGGUCGUUCGAACUACUCCAUGUGCGCUGUCAACCCUAGCCGAAUCUCAAAGACGUUCAGUGAAAGCGCCCUCCGAUAUGUGGUUAGUAAUAUUGCCGAGGAGACGGGUUGGCUAUUGGAGAUUGUCAACUACAAUAUUGCCAACAUGCAGUAUGUCUGUGCUGGUGAUCUUCGCGCCUUGGAUACUCUCACCGGAGUCUUGAACUUUUUGAAGUCGCAGAAGGUGGACAUCAACCAACUUCGCCAGGAUCUGAGCAUCGAAGAGGUGAAGGCACACCUUGUCGACAUUAUCAAAGGCUCUGCCCAGCAGACUUUAACCAAGCCUCAGCCUAUAGAGCUGGAGAGGGGAUUCGCCACGAUCCCUCUCAAGGGUAUCGAUGUGCCAUUCCAUUCGACGUUCUUGCGAUCAGGUGUCAAGCCUUUCAGAAAUAUCCUACUCAAGAAGAUCAACAAAACUUCCAUCGACCCCGCUAAAUUAGUUGGGAAGUACAUUCCUAACGUAACGGCACGACCCUUCGAGCUCACGAAAGAAUAUUUCCAGAACGUGUAUGAUCUAACAGGGUCACCGAAGAUCGCCCAGAUCCUACAGGACUGGGAGAGUUAUCAGGACGAAGUAAAUGGUGUUAAUGGUGUGAGCGCACCUAUACAGGUGAAUGGCCACUAAGGACUUUAGACCUGCGUGGGGCAUACAUGAAAGCGCCUUAGAGCGGCGCGGGGGAAUGUGAUGAUGACGGGACAGCAUUAUGCGGAUUGUGUUUUAUACUCGUUGUAUUCUCUAAUUCUGUGCUAUUACGUCGGUGAUGUCCGGAUGGAAACUCGGUGUUGGUUUUAUGUCCUCAUAGAUAUACUUGGAAGUUUAGACAAAACCUUCCAACACAAUGAACAUUCGAUGCUUUUA
Molecule: messenger RNA, 6735 nt
Organism: Annulohypoxylon maeteangense
Lineage: Eukaryota; Fungi; Ascomycota; Sordariomycetes; Xylariales; Hypoxylaceae
Product: beta subunit of fatty acid synthase
Exons: 3
Coding region: 205-6501 (2098 amino acids)
Biological process (GO): long-chain fatty acid biosynthetic process
Cellular component (GO): fatty acid synthase complex
Molecular function (GO): enoyl-[acyl-carrier-protein] reductase (NADH) activity; fatty acid synthase activity; [acyl-carrier-protein] S-acetyltransferase activity
Source: RefSeq, a predicted model, not a curated record